AUGUCAGUUCUAUUUGAUCGAGGGUGGGGUAAUGUUGUAUUUUUUUUCAAAUAAUUCAAACAAACAAUUUCAAGAUGGGAUUUGAUGAGGGACAGAUAAUUUUAGACAGUGAAAAUGGUGCAUAUUAUGCCGGUCAAACUGUUUUUGGGCGAAUGGUCUUCUCCCAGGAUAAAGUAAAAACUAUUCAUGGCAUCUAUGUGGAUAUGAAAGGGUUCUGCAAAGUGCACUGGUCUACGUCACACUCACGUACAGUAAACAAUCGCACUGAACACUACACUGUGAACCAUGACUCACAUGAAGAAUACUUCAGAAGCAAAAGAUUCUUGAUUGGCAGUGAAGAAGGUGAACACCACCUUCAGCCAGGUAAACAUGAGUUCAGGUUCGACUGCCCCAUCCCAAUCAACUGCCCCUCGUCAUUCGAAGGCUCCUACGGUCACAUCAGAUACAGAAUUAAAGUGGUUAUGGUCACCAAAGGGAUGUUCUCUUUCAACAAGGACAAGAUGGUACCCAUCAAAGUCCACGCCCCAUUGGACUUGAACCAAAAUCCUUAUUGCCGGGAACCGAUGGAGUUUGACUUAUCAAGCUCGUACUGUUGUUGGUGCGUGAGCGCUGGCCACUCGGAGGUGAUGGUGAGGAUACCGGCCAGCGGGUUCUGUCCCGGGCAGGUCAUACCCAUGGAAGUAUCCUGUAAGAACGAGAGCAGCGUCGAAAUUGAUGAGAUUAAGUUCGCUAUUAAGAAGGACGUGCAAUACAUAGCCUCAUACGAGCCGGGCACUCGCAACGACCACGACACGGUGGCCGAGAUAAAGAAGGGCCCCAUACCCGGCCGCACCACGCGGAACUGGACCGUGGAGAUGGAAGUACCGGCUAUGGACAUAUACAACGUCAACGCCUGCCGGUACAUUGAUAUUAAUUAUCAUUUCAAGGUUUCGACAGAAGCGAGCGGGUGCCACGACGGUACCGAAGAGGUCCGUCCAAUAAUAUUCGGCACCAUUCCCUUGCAAGGUUUCCAAGAUAACGUGCAGAACCCGCUACAAGAUCAAUUGCCUCAAGUCAACAUCCAAAACGUACAGAAUACUUACCCUCCCCCACCCAUCAUGAACCAGCCACAGUCUAACUCCCCUUACCCUAAUGGCUACCCCAACCCUUACCCUAAUAAUUCGCCCUACCCUGCCGCUCCUGGUUAUCCAACCACUCCUGUUAUGGGCGGUAGAACCUCUCCCUACCCUGGAAAUCAACCUACCGUCACCCCAUACCCACCGAAUCAGCCUUACCCUGGCGCAUCGCCUUACCCCGGGGGACCGUCGCCUUACCCUAGUAAUACUCCUUAUUCUACGGACACUAGUCCCCAUGGGCCAAACCAAGGUCCUAUGCCGCCGUACCCGGGCGCUGCGCCCCCGUACCCUGGCGUACCCGGCGCUGCGCCCCCUUACCCUACCCCUAACAUAACUACAACAACGUUAGUGAAAACUGGCAACUUUGGAUUCACGGUACAGGGUGGGGACCCCGCUGCCAUGCCACUGUUACCCCAAGGAGCCAAUGUGCCUUAUCCUACAAGCCCCCCGUCGAAUCCGUAUGCGACUGCGUCUGCGCCUGAGCCCUCGACACCCGGUACAGAUGAAAAAAAACCGCCAUUGGCCGUGCCAGAAGAAACUUCAUCAGCUCCUCCAUAUAAUCCAGAAUUCAUGAAGGAAAAUGAGAAAAAAGAUGAGAAAGUUGAGAAACCAAACUAAAUGACACCUAAACUACCUCAAAUACUACUCGACAGUAUGUAACGUUGGUGCCUUGAUAUACUGGUCAGUAAAUUUGAUACCUUCAUUUGAAUUUAAAUCUUAUGAGGUUAGAAAUAAAGUUCAAAUGAAACUGGCACUGUACAAGCUGCCGUAUAUAGCCUUCAGUAUACUAUAAGAUUAUAUUAUACAUGUUUCAAAUGUUUUAUAGAUAUAUUUAGCUAUAAUUAUACAAAAUAAGUCAUCACCUUAAAUUGGAGUAGGUAGAUUGAUUUUUGGUACUUGUAUCAUAAAUGAACAAGGAAAUAAUAACAUGGAUAGGCCAUUUUUCCUGAGGGUUAUUCCGGUUUCAAUUAAUAUAAUAGAGUAGUAUAUUUUUUUAAUGCUGAUAGUAGUAUUAUUACUACUCCAUAGGUUUGUUUACUGAAAAACUAUAAUAUAGUGACCCGUAUUUUUUGUUUUGUAACGUAAAUUAAGCUUGAAGAAGAUACGACACUCUUACAAUUACGGUUUUUUUUAUAAUCAACCACAUCCAGAGCAAUGUCUAUAUUAUUACAUGCGUUUCGGAUCAAGGGCCCCAGUUCUUUCUACCUACUCCGAUCACUGAGUCAUCACACACAAAAAUAAUAAUUUUAUGAUAAAUAUUUUCGAAAAUGUACGUCAUUAUAAUGGCUUUAAACGAAUGUGGAGCCCUCUAGUGGAUUUAUAAGAUAGAAUGUUUAUGAUCUCGUUUGGUUUAAAACCUAGAGGUAAGGUAAAAUGUUAGGAAUGCUGAAUGUUGAAAUUUAAAGUCAGUUACCAACGCCUGUAAGGAUUUAGGAUAAGGAAUAUAAACGUAACAAAUGUAUAAUCUUUAUAAUAAAAUUAUGUUCGUUAGUCUCGCUAAAACUCGAGAACUACUGGACUGAUUUGGCUUAUUUUGGUCUUGAAUUAUAUUUUGAAGUCCAGGAAAGGUUUAAACGUUAAGAAUGUUUGAGGCGGUACGAAGUUUGCCUGGUCAGCUAGUUUACUUAUAAAGAAAGGUUAAUUAUUAAGAUUUUGCUGGUGCUAAACACAAACCUUUUGAAAAUUUAUAAAUUAAAAAAAUAUGUGGUAAACUACAUAGAAUAAGUGCCAUAUUGAAUGGUGCUAUAUAAUUUUUACUUUGAAGGCAAGAUACCUUUGAUUCUGAUGAAACUUGUACUUGGAAAUGUAUAUAUUCAUUAACAUUUAACUCUGAAAAUAUUUCCCGUAAAUAUAAAGUGUUCAUAAGUCUCCAAAACUAUUUUUGAUUAUCACAUCUUUUGUAUAAACCGAAAGUAAAUAAUUCAUCCUUUAAGAUUUUUGAUACAUCCAUAUAUUUACUAAAAUAUUAAUACAAAACAUUAUUAUAAUAAAGCUUUUUAUACUCGUAAUUUUGAUAUUUUGAAUUUUUAAUGUUUUAUAUUUUGCAGCUUUUAAUAUUAAGUUCUUGUAAUUAAGGUAAAAUGUAAAAUUAGGUUUAAAAAUUAAGUAAUAAGUGUACGUAAAAGACCUCAUUAUUGUGAAUUUAAAUGUCCAUUCUUGUUAAACAGAAGCCUUAAAUAGCCUUAGAUAUUGGAGAUUUUACAGAACAUUAUUUUUCGAUUGCAUAAUAUUUUUUCUAAAUUAGUUUAAGGUAUAAAGAGAUUUAUGUUUUUAAAAAUUACGUUUAUGGUGCUUCUAUAAAAUAGAAUAAAGAGCACAAAAAAUUUCUACCAUUACAAUUGUCAUUGCAAAAUGUGUCUUAAAUUCGGAUUAUUAAAAUUUAUUAUAAACUAGUCAGUACAAACAAACAAUACUUAAACUGUUUAUUCAAUAAUGUGCCUUAUGUUCGUUACGACAUAUAUUUAGUUAAGGAAACGCAUUUAUACCUCUUUGUAGCGGAUUUAAUCCAAUAUACCUACAAUAAGUGUUCUUGUUUAAACAGAAGUACAAUAAUUUUAAAGAAUCUUCGCAAUGUAUGAAUGUAUUUAGUUGUAAACUCGAAUAUAUUUUAUGAUGCUUUGAUAUAAUUAUAUUGAAACUAUAAUCGUCAAUAAAUAAUGUAUAUUUA
Molecule: messenger RNA, 3783 nt
Organism: Spodoptera frugiperda (fall armyworm)
Lineage: Eukaryota; Metazoa; Arthropoda; Insecta; Lepidoptera; Noctuidae
Product: arrestin domain-containing protein 17-like
Exons: 8
Coding region: 75-1733 (552 amino acids)
Biological process (GO): protein transport
Cellular component (GO): cytoplasm
Source: RefSeq, a predicted model, not a curated record